Messenger RNA from Loa loa (African eye worm), 905 nucleotides. RefSeq lists its product as hypothetical. Bases 39 to 905 code for a protein of 288 amino acids. NCBI's taxonomy places the organism in Eukaryota, Metazoa, Nematoda, Chromadorea, Rhabditida, Onchocercidae. Gene Ontology annotation, molecular function: DNA binding. The record is from RefSeq and is a predicted model, not a curated record. The transcript has 5 exons. Gene Ontology annotation, cellular component: nucleus; replication fork protection complex. Gene Ontology annotation, biological process: DNA replication checkpoint signaling; DNA damage response; replication fork arrest.
UUUUAGGUGUAGUACUUUGCUAAUGUAUAUACAGAUUGAUGGAUAUUGAAUACGAUUCCGAAACAUUGUUUGCUGAAGAUGAUGGAAAGGAACACGAGAAGACUGGCAAAAAUGCAAAACCUUCCGAGGAACAAAUUUUGAACGACCUACUGAAGAAAGAUGAACGGAAGAUUCGUAAGCAACGUACUGUGAGGAAUCCAAAAUUGCGAGAUAUUGAACUUUGUGGGUCAAAUGGUUUCCUCGAAUUGAAACGAAGUUUCGAUAGUUAUAUGCCGAAGAAUAAAAAUCCAUAUGAUGAUUUGCUUGCAAUGAUAAACGGAAUAGAACAUUGGGGACACCUACUGUGUCCUAAAAUGACAUUUGAAGAUUUUGUGGCUCGUGUGGAAUCCCUGAGUGAUAAAAGAAUGAUAAAAACAAUGUUGACAAAAAUGCGACUUGAUAUGCCUUUGACUGAUGAAGACUUCGCAAACAAAGAAAAUGAAGAGGAUGUACAAAUGGCUGUUAAAGGAAAAAAUGAGCAGUUCACUGAUAUGUUACUGGAUGACACAGAUCUGUUUGAAAUUCCCGACAAUUUGCCAUCUGCGCCUGUUACAUCGUAUCAAGCAACUUCACCUUCUAAAUUCCCUGUAUCGAAAUUAUCAUGGGAGCAGUUACAACGUAUUGAAAAAAAUAAACGUCGUGCGCAAGAACUCCGUGUGCAACGUGAGAAACGAAUGAACCAGUUGAAUGUCUUUGAUUCAGUUGCAAAGAAUGACGGUCCACCAGUUUGUACUGAGACAACAAGCAGUAUGCCGUUCAGAUCAAAAUCGUUUGUUCAAGAUGAGGAUUCAGGAAAGCCCGAAGAUGACGUCGAUGUUAUGAUGGACGAUAGCGAGGCAUUAGAUUUCAUAUUCUCUUCAAAUUAA